Molecule: messenger RNA, 3635 nt
Organism: Myodes glareolus (Bank vole)
Lineage: Eukaryota; Metazoa; Chordata; Mammalia; Rodentia; Cricetidae
Gene: Aoc2
Product: amine oxidase copper containing 2
Biological process (GO): amine metabolic process
Cellular component (GO): plasma membrane
Molecular function (GO): quinone binding; primary methylamine oxidase activity; copper ion binding
Source: RefSeq, a predicted model, not a curated record
GCUGGCCUCGAACUCACAGAGAUCCACCUGCCUCUGCCUCCCAAGUGCCGGGAUUAAAGGUGUGCGCCACCACCGCCCAAUUUAUGUCAUUUUUUAAGGCAGGUUGUCACUGAGGUUGACCAGUAACUCACUAUGUAGUUCACCUGUCAUUGAACUCCUAACAGUGUGUUAGGAGUGUCCUGAGUGUUGAGAUUGUGACAUCAGUGACCCUGUCCCACUGUCCAUUUAUAGUAAGAAACUCCAGGGUGAGUAGCUUUAAGGCCACCACAGCUUGGAUGGGUGUAUUGUACCAGUAUGAACAGAAAGCCCAGAACCUCAACCAGUAUUUUCUCACUGACUGGAUAGAAUAAGGCCCCAAGACUCCCAAUUCAGGCACUGCAUUAGGUCCCAGGUAGAGCUAAGAACUUACUGCUGAGCUGGGCAGUGGAUCCAGGAACUGUUGCUUGGGGCAUGAUUCUGGGAAUGGUGUUUUAUUAGUUCUUGUGUGUGACACAGGGGAAGGAUUAUGCAUCAAAAUUGCCUUCUCAGGACUGUUUAAGAUUACAAGGUAGUUGCAUAUCAUUAUCCCAAUGCCUUCUCAUCUGUUCUAAUGAUGGAAGGUCUUAGUUAGAGACUAUUAGCAGUUGGAGUUUAGGGAAGGAACAUUUUGUCCAAACCACAGGGCAGAAAAUUGGAACAGAAUUAACAUAAAACAAGAUCAGGAAUUUCCUGUCCAGCCCACGGGGUGGAGUUUGGUCCAUUCCUGUCUCGUACUGAAUAUAAGUCCUGCCGUAAUGUCAGAAGCAGAAAAGAGCUGCUGUUGGAGUGGUUGCAUCUCAGCAUCAACCAUGACUCUCAAGGUGCUGCUGGUGUGUCUGGUGCUCGCUCUCUUUACUGUCUUUGCUCUGACCUAUGUCUUGCUGACCAGGCAAGGCAGUUCCAGCCAGUCUCCUCGAUGCCCCUCCAUUCCUCUCAGAAUUCAUCCCUGGAUGCACCAUGGCCAGAGUCAGCUGUUUGCAGACCUGAGCCCCGAGGAGCUAACAGCUGUGAUGAGCUUUCUGACCAAGCACCUGGGGCCAGGGCUGGUGGACGCUGCCCAGGCUCGGCCCUCAGACAACUGCGUCUUCUCGGUGGAGCUGCAGCUGCCUGCCAAGGCUGCAGCCCUGGCCCACCUGGACAGAGGGGGCCCGCCACCUGCCCGAGAGGCGCUGGCCAUCAUCUUCUUUGGUGCACAACCCCAGCCCAAUGUGACUGAGCUGGUGGUGGGGCCCCUGCCUCGCCCGUCCUACAUGCGGGAUGUGACUGUGGAGCGUCAUGGUGGGCCUGUGCCCUAUUACCAGCGCCCCAAGCUGAAAGUGGAGUUCAUUCAGAUUUGGAGGUAUUUGAAAGAAGUGGAACUCCCAAAGGCACCCACCUUUCUGGCUUCUGUCUUGAACUACAAUGGCUCUACCUUGGCACCUCUGCAUUCUUCUGCUAGUGGCUUCCAAUCAGGGGACCGGACUACCUGGAUAGCCCUCUACCAUAACAUCUCAGGUCUCGGAAUAUUUCUUCACCCUGUGGGGUUGGAGCUACUGCUGGACCACAGAGCCCUGGACUCUGCCCACUGGGUGGUCCAGCAGGUCUUCUACCUUGGGCACUACUAUGCAGACUUGGCCCAGUUGGAAUGGGAAUUUAAGGCUGGCCGCCUAGAAGUGGUUCGUGUUCCUCUACCCACACCAAAUGGGGCUUCCUCCCUGAGGUCUCGAGUUACUCCAGACCCCCCACUUUCCCCUCUUCAGUUCUCACCCCAGAGUCCCCAGUACAAUGUGCAGGGAAACUUAGUGGUAUCCCCCCUCUGGAUGUUUACAUUUGGUCAUGGUGUGUUCACUGGCUUAAGACUUUUUGAUGUUCGGUUUAAGGGUGAGCGUGUGGCUUAUGAAAUCAGUGUCCAGGAGUGCCUGACUGUUUACGGUGCUGAUUCCCCCAAAACAAUGAUGCUCCGUUAUUUGGACAGCAGCUACGGGCUUGGCCAAAACAGUCGAGCCUUGGUUCGGGGGGUGGACUGCCCUUACCAGGCCACAAUGAUGGACAUCCACAUAUUAGUAGGCACAGGGGCAGUCCGGCUGCUCUCAGGGGCUGUGUGUAUAUUUGAGGAGGCCCAAGGAUUUCCCCUUCGAAGGCACCACAACUACGUAGGGGGUCAUUUCUAUGGUGGUUUGGCCAGCUCAGGCCUUGUGAUCAGGUCGGUGUCAUCAGUGGGCAACUAUGAUUACAUUUGGGACUUUAUACUGUACCCAAAUGGAGCGCUUGAAGGGCGUGUCCAUGCCACAGGCUAUAUCAACACAGCCUUCCUGAAUGGAGGGGCUGAGAGCCUCCUCUUCGGGAACCGCGUGGGAGAGCGAGUGCUGGGAGCAGUGCACACACACGCUUUCCACUUCAAGCUGGACCUGGACGUGGCAGGCUUGAAAAACUGGGUGGUAGCUGAAGAUUCAGUGUUUGAGCCUGUAGCAGCCCCCUGGAACCCAGAGCAUCAGCUACAGCGCCUACAGCUGACCAGGCAGGUCCUGAGCACGGAGGACCAGGCUGCAUUUUCCCUGGGGAGCUCCCUUCCUCGAUACCUUUACCUGGCUACCAACCAGACCAAUGCCUGGGGCCACCAGCGUGGGUACCGAAUCCAGAUCCACAGCCCUCGUGGUAUCCAUGUACCUUUGGAGAGUGACAUUGAAAGGGCUCUCAGCUGGGGAAGAUACCAGCUUGUGGUGACCCAGAGGAAGGAGGAGGAGUACCAAAGCAGCAGCAUCUAUUACCAGAAUGACCUGCGGACCCCGACCAUGGCCUUUGCUGACUUCAUCAACAAUGAGACCCUCUUAGGAGAGGAUCUGGUGGCUUGGGUGACAGCCAGUUUCCUGCACAUCCCCCAUGCUGAGGACAUCCCCAACACAGUGACUGUGGGGAACCGUGUGGGCUUCUUUCUCCGACCCUACAACUUCUUUGAUGAGGAUCCCUCUAUCUUUUCCCCUGGCAACAUCUACUUUGAGAGGGAUGAGGAUGCGGGGCUCUGCAGUGUCAACCCUGUGGCCUGCACCCCACAACUGGCAGCCUGUGUCCCCAACUUGCCCUCCUUUUCCUAUGAAGGCUUAUAGGCCCGAGGAUGUGGUAAGACCCCAGGGGGCCAGGGGGUGAGAUGUAUGCACCUCUGUUCUAUCUCCUGUGUUUUUAUCACCUGCCCCCCCCCCCAUCUCCACCCUCUGUUCCUUAGAAAACAGCCUCUUGCCACACUAAAUCCCUGGGCUGCUGCUUCUGGGUUGAUUCUUGCCUCCUGCCUGUGUUUUGUUUUGUUUUGUUGUUUUUUUCUAUUUGAGACAGGGUCUUUCUAUGUAGCCCCGGCUGUCCUGGAACUUGCCAUGUAGACCAGGCUGACUUCAGCUUGCAGAGAUCUGUCUGCCUCUGCCUCUGGACUGCUGGGAUUAAAGACAUGCACCACUACUCUUGGCUUCUGCUAGUUGUUUAAAUGAUAAUUUAUUUUAAAGUGUUUUUGGAAUACUCAAACAAAACACCACAAAUCCUACCAUUUCAAAACUCGCUGGGGUUCACAUUGCACCAGACCUUAUCUUAUAUGUGUGUAUCUAAAAGGAAUGGUUGUGUGUAACUGAUAAUAAAAUGGUUUGCAAAACUUU